AUGACCCCGAUGGAUUCUGACCUCACUGCGGGCGUGGCAGAUUACCUAAGAAUCUUCUGCACCACCUUGUAUGGAGGUACCUUCGAUUUGGAUUCCAGUAUGCAAAGGUACCUUUCCACCUUCCUGUCUUUCCCCUGCCCCUCGGCAUCCCCUCUCCGUCAGGAAACGAGCUUUCAUUCAGCGUUGACGCAUCCUGACCGGCUCCUUGAGUUGAUCGAAGCCUCCAACGAAAUCGUCGAGUCUUACAAGCCUAGUUCGACAGACCACAAAACUGCCAACAUUCUGCAAUUAUUUCUGAAAUUUCUCUCCAAGCAUGGACAACUGGAGUUAAUGCUUGACAUCGAGACUAUUGGCCGGGACGACGCCAAACUCCAGCUCCUGGCAAAGCAUCUAGUUGACGCCAUCUUGAAGCCCAUGAAACUUGCUGGGGGUGUCAAAUCUGACGCAUCGGCUACCUCAUCGCCUGUCCCAACUAUCGCAGACGCUAUCGCCGACUCAUCGACUCAACUUAGACCCUUAAACGGACACAGCCUGGAGACCGUGAAGGCGCACUGCCUGCAGCGUGAUGGAUUUCGCUGCACCUAUAGCCACAUAUUCGAUCGCCGAAGCGCUUUCGACAAAAAGGUUGUCCCGCCUGCUGAUGCGUUUGUGCAAGGAACACAUCUCACGCACAUUCUUCCGCUCGGCCUUGGAAAGUUCAAUAAUGCGGAUGGAAGGCAAAAAAAAGCAAGCGAUGUGUUAUGGUUCGCGUUGUACCGCUAUUUUCCAGGGUUGAAGGGGAAAAUUGGCCCGGAAACCCUGAAUCAAUACCAAAACUUGAUCACCUUCGCUAUCGGCGUUCAUGCUACAUUUGAUGGUUACUUCAUCGCCUUCGACCCCCUCCCUCAGCAGAUGCAUCGCUACGAGAUCAAGUGGUUUACGCCCUGGCCAAUAGGUGGGGCUACGCCCCCUCAAGGACAUCAAGAUGUUAUGACACUGCCUUCAAAAGAUCCACGGUAUCCUCUCCCGGACCCUGAGUUCUUUAGAGCUCACUGCCAAGUGUCGGCGAUUCUUGAAGCAAGUGGGAUCGGAUACCGGAUUGAUACGGAGCUGGGAGCUGUUGAGGAGGACCCUGGAAACUUAGAUCCCGAUGGCUCAACUGAUGUUGGGUCCAUCUUACGUCAGAGAAUGCUAAUGGAUGUUUAG
Colletotrichum destructivum is the source of this 1185-nucleotide messenger RNA. Its product is annotated as Putative HNH nuclease. Lineage: Eukaryota; Fungi; Ascomycota; Sordariomycetes; Glomerellales; Glomerellaceae. The transcript is spliced from 4 exons. The record is from RefSeq and is a predicted model, not a curated record. The coding region runs from base 1 to 1185 and encodes 394 amino acids.